This is a messenger RNA of Melopsittacus undulatus (budgerigar), 4280 nucleotides long. RefSeq names its product neuralized E3 ubiquitin protein ligase 1 (gene NEURL1). The transcript has 6 exons. The record is from RefSeq and is a predicted model, not a curated record. Gene Ontology annotation, biological process: negative regulation of Notch signaling pathway. Gene Ontology annotation, molecular function: ubiquitin protein ligase activity. Gene Ontology annotation, cellular component: plasma membrane; postsynaptic density. NCBI's taxonomy places the organism in Eukaryota, Metazoa, Chordata, Aves, Psittaciformes, Psittaculidae. The coding region runs from base 64 to 1704 and encodes 546 amino acids.
CCUGGGCCGGUGGCUGCGGGAAGGGCACAGCCGCCGGUGGCGGCCCCGCAACACUGCGUGGCCAUGGGCGGGCAGGUGACCAGGAGCCUGCUCUACGAUUCCAUAGGUGGGUCAUUUUCAACUUCCUCCCACCGAUGCCACCACAAGCAGAAGCACUGUCUCCCCAUCCCGCAGUGUGGAGCUCUGUCCAUCAGCCCUCUGCUUUUCCAUCCUCACACGAAGGGAUCCCAGAUCAUCAUGGACACAACUCAGAAGGCAGUGAAGCGCCAGGCUAGCUUCUGCAAUGCCAUUACCUUCAGCAACAGGCCCAUUGUUAUUUAUGAACAAGUCAGGCUUAAGAUCACUAAAAAGCAGUGCUGCUGGAGUGGGGCUCUUCGGCUUGGGUUUACUUCCAAGGAUCCAUCGAGGAUUAACCCUGACACUUUGCCGAAGUAUGCGUGCCCUGACUUGGUUUCCCAAAGUGGUUUUUGGGCCAAGGCUCUGCCAGAAGAGUUUGCAAAUGAGGGAAACAUCAUAGCCUUCUGGGUGGACAAGAAGGGACGGGUUUUCUAUCGGGUGAACGACUCUGCUGCGAUGCUCUUCUUCAGUGGGGUGAGGACGGCAGAGCCCCUCUGGGCUUUGAUUGAUGUCUAUGGACUCACCCGUGGAGUGCAGCUCUUAGACAGUGAGAUCAUCCCUCCCGACUGCCUGCGGCCCCGCUCCUUCACCGCCAUCCGCCGGCCCUCGCUGCGCCGGGAGACAGAGGACACGCGCCUCUCGGUCAGCCUCUGCGACCUCAACCUGCAGGAGGAGACCUUCCACGUGACGGCCACCACGUGUCCCAUCCCGCAGAACUCCCUCAACUCCCAGCACUCCCACCUCCUCCCUUCCCAGCUGGAGAGCGACCUCCGCUUCCACCACCUCCGGGGACCCCACGUCAAGAUCCUCGAUGACCAAACCGUGGCCCGUCUGGAGCACGCACGGGAGGAGAGGACUUUGGUUUUCACCAGCAGACCCCUUCGGAUCAAUGAAACCAUUUUUGUCAAAAUCAACAAGUCCAACGCUGUGCGCACGGGGACGCUGUCCUAUGGGGUGACAUCCUGCGACCCCAACACCUUGCGCCCCAGCGACCUCCCCUAUAACCCUGAGUCCUUGGUUGACCGAAAGGAGUUCUGGGCCAUCUGCCGAGUCGUGGUGCCCCUUCAGAGUGGAGACAUCCUGGGAUUUAUGGUGAAUUCCGAUGGUGAGCUGCACUUGAGUCACAAUGGUGCCAGCAUUGGCAUGCAGGUCUGCACGGACUGCUCCCAGCCCCUCUGGAUGUUCUUCGUUUUACACGGCGCAGUCAUGCAAAUUCGAUUGUUAGGUUCCACCAUAUUAGCGGAGCGGCUGGGACUGUCCACACCGAGCUUGCCUACAUCGACACCCAAUUCCCCCACCGUCCUCUGCAGCGGUGUCUCUGGCCCCCUCUGCAGCUCUAUCGGUGGCACAGCUCCCAACUCUCCAGUCAGCUUGCCUGAGUCGCCCAUCUCCCCAUCCGUCUCAGGGCCCUGGGGAGAUGAAUGUACCAUCUGCUACGAGAACAUGGUAGACACAGUCAUUUACUCCUGUGGACACAUGUGUCUCUGCUAUUCGUGUGGGCUGAAGCUCAAGAAGAUGGCCAACGCUUGCUGCCCCAUCUGCAGACGAGCCAUCAAAGAUAUCAUCAAAACAUACCGCAGCACUUAGAGCAGCAGCAGGUGCUGUGGUGGGGACUAGGCAGGUGGGGAGAAGACUGUGAAACAACACAGGUCUUGGUCUCUAUUCAUCAUCCAGGAGAUUCAAAAAACAUCACCCACCACCACCCUGAUCCCCUUUUCCAUGGAACACAGAUGAGACAAGCUUAGACGCUGGUCUUCUACCCUCCAAGCAAGCCCUGGGGCUGAACUCCAGUGUGUCAGGGAAGCUGCGAUGGACCACUCUCCCUUGUGGAUUUUAAUCUUUAUCUCAAAAAACCAGCUGGUGCAGUCAUCCCUUUUCUACACCAUGCACAGCAGACAGGAGCCUCCAGUGUCUAGCAGGGACAACAAGUGACAGAAGGUUUAGUGCUACACCUCUCCUUCCAGAGACACUGCACAUACAGAGGACAGCUUAGCAGAAGAGGAGAAACAAAACAAACCUGCUUCUAUGUACAAGCAGCCUGACUAUAGGAAACUCCUUAGAAAGGAUGGAAUGAAGCAAGCUUUGACCCAGAGGGGGAGGUGCAGUGAGCACAUUCACAGCAGAAAGACUGUGGCCAGUGCAGAAGUGGACCCAGUAUUUGUGAAGCAAAACCCUCCCCAAGCCUGCAGGCAGAUGAGCAGCUCCUCAGGGCUGUCCCCUGCUGCUCCCUAGCAGAAGCAUUCAUGGCAGGUUUGGCAGCCAGCAUUGGCACUGGCCUUGCUUCCUCUCAGUGGUAUCCAGCCAUCUCUUGUUGCCAUCCUGUUGCAUGACAAGCAGCUCUCAAAGCCCACCACCACGGAUUUGCGUGUGGUCUCCACACAGCACAAGGGACUCAGCAGCAUCUCUGCCCCCAUGGGCCUGCAGCAGAGGGGGAUGUCUCCCACACCUUUCUUCCCCUACCAUCCAGACAGCACUUGUGAGGGAGAAAAUAAAAGAGAAAAAAAAGAAACAAAAACCCCAGCCUCACUGGGGAAGAAUGUAUCAACCCACAUGUCUGCGGGUUUCAUUUACUGGUAACUUCAUCACUGUGCUUCAAGACAAAACCAGCCGGGUGGUACUCAGCCCUUCACAGCCAUGGCUGUCCUUAUGUGUUAGGAAGAAAGGACAGAAAAAAACCCCAACCCAGCUUGAGGGCUUUGGUUUGUUUUAGUUGAUUUAGAUAAAUCCCCAUCCCUCCUGCCCCUGUUGGGAACCGUGUUGUCCCCAUGGUGGGUGCCUGCCACGGCAACCUCAUGGCUGCUGGCCCUUGAGCCUGGUGUAGCAGGAGCCACCUAUCAUCUCGCCUGCCUUCCAGGGCCAUGCAGGAGAUAGAGACAAUGUCUGGGCCCUGAGGUGCGACCAGGGUUGGGGCAGAGCAACAGUGGUGUUUGCCACACUGUGUUACCCAUAAGGUCAGGCUGGAGAAGGUCAUGGAGUUGCACCCCUUCUGCAAAGCCUUUUCCUGUGCUGCAGCAUAUGGCCACUGAUAGGACACAUGGCAACAGCAUGGCACAGGGAUAAAAGCAUUUAAUGUGCACAGACAGUCACUGCAGGAUGCCCCAGCCAGGUGGGUAAAGGAGCACUUGCAGAAGCUGCUCACAGGAGCACCUGGAAAAACAUAUCCUUACUUUGUCCUCUUAAGGAAACUACAGAAGAGGCUACUGGCUGGAGGGAGCAUUGUAGAGCCUUUCUCUAAAGGCAUCACCAUCCCUGCAGCCUACCACAGGGGUUUGCAGCUACCCCCAGCCCCUCCCGGCGGGCAGAACUAACUUGAACGCUGAUAUUCUGGUUACAGGGAUUUACAUUAUUUCUUUGCAUACCUCUCAUGUACCCCCGUAACCCAGCCCUGCCCUCCAAGCUGCUGUCAAAAGCCCUGGAUCAUUAUGGGUCCUGUGUCCAGAUGCUCUCACCAAGGAGUGAGAGGGAGCCUGUUUGGCACAAGUCUGGGGUAGUCACAGCAACCGUGCCAGCAGCAGGCAUGCAGCCAGCCUCCAGCUUGCCCUGGGACAGAGCCAUGACCCGCAGAUACAGGGAGCCUAGUUCAGCAGUUAUACAGACUCCAGGGCUAAGCUUUCAGAAAGAAGGAAGCGAAGGAGUGGGAAGGUGUUGAUGAAAUAGUGGAUGUGGGGAAACGUGCAAUAAGCAGCCUCCCAAGCCUCCCCCACAACAGUGGGACCGGUUCCCCUCCGCGCAGGGCAAGCCAAGGGGUAUAUUUUAUUUUUCAAGAAUCUCCAUCCAUGGGUACCAGUGCAGUGGUGUGAAUUCCCUUUUCACCUCUUGAAUCCAGAGUGUUUUAAUAUAUAACUGUGUUUGUUUUACUGUGGACCAAACUCUAGGAGUUAGCAGAAGCUGAAAACUCCCCCAGCAUCCGAGCUAAAAAAAUUGGGGUUAAGUCCUGCUCCUGGCAUCAGCUGGCCUCUGGUUGUGAGCAGGGAGAAGGAGAGCAAGGCUCUCUCUGCGGAGACAAAAAUAACCACAGCAAAAGCAGUAACAACAAUUCUAACCUUUUGUUUUGUUUGACUGGUGUAGGUUCCCAUGUACCUCCGUGUUCUUGUGUCAUUCGCAUUUCAUUGCUUUACUUUAAGAUGUUUUGUGUUCUGUUUAAAGAGAAGAAUAACUCAUUG